AUGUCAAUAAAACUUAGACAGAAGAAAAAGGAAGAUCUCUCUAAGGUAACCAUGGGAAACAAACUGACCAAGAAAAAGAAGAAUACUUAUGAUGUGACUGAUCCCAAAGAUGCCAAGAAUGACAUUGCUGCUGUGGCUGCAGCCCAGAUAGCCGCUAAAGUUGAGGAAACCCUUCCACCACUUGUGGAGGAAGUGACUGCUAAAGCUGUGACGGCUGUGGAAGAGGUCGUUAGUUCUGCAGUGACCGCAGUGACUGAAGCUGUAGGCAUCACGGAGAAACCCAAACCCUCUGAACCAGAACCUGCUGCUCCAGAUCCAAAACAAGAGUCUGUGGCUGAACCAGAACCAGAAACAACCCCAGAGCCACCUGCUCCAGAAGAACCUUCUCCAGAACCAGUUCUUGUUGAUGAACCCACUCCACAGUCACCUGCUUCAGAGGAACCAGUUGCAAAAGAACCAGAACCAGAGCCUGUAAAAGAACCAGAGCCUGUGAAAGAACCAGAGCCAGAGCCUGUAAAAGAACAAGAGCCUAUUAAAGAACCAGAACCAGAGCUUGUGAAAGAACCAGAACCAGAGCCUGCGAAAGAACCAGAACCAGAGCCUGCGGAGAAAACUACUCCAGAGCCUGAUGCUCCAGAGGAAUCAGCUGCUCCAGCACCAGAACCAGAGCCUGUGGCUGAACUGAUAGAAGAACCAGUACCAGAACCUGUGGUGGUGUCAUCUCCUGAACCAGAGCCUGUUAAAGAACCAGAGCCUGUUAAAGAACCAGAACCAGAGCCUGUAAAAGAACCAGAACAUGUGGUGGUGUCAUCUCCUGAACCAGAACCUGUAAAAGAACCAGAACCAGAGCCUGUGGUGGUGUCAUCUCCUGAACCAGAGCCUGUAAAAGAACCAGAACCAGAGCCUGUGGUGGUGUCAUCUCCUGAACCAGAGCCUGUAAGAGAACCAGAACCAGAGCCUGUGGUGGUGUCAUCUCCGGAACCAGAGCCUGUAAGAGAACCAGAACCUGUUAAAAAACCAGAACCAGAGUUGGUGAAGGAGCCAGAACCAGAGCCAGUUGAGGAACCAGAACCUGUGGAAGAAUCAGAGUUGGUCGCAGCUUCUGCUCCUGAACCAAAAGAAUCCCCACUGCCUCCUGUAGAAGAACCAGCAGCAGAGUUGGCAGUAGUUGCACCUGAAGAACCAGUAUCACCAGAGGAGCCAGAGGGAGGAGAAGGGGAUGGACUAGCAACCGAGGUUCCGAAAGCCGAGGUCCUGGAGCAAGAGUUCAAAGAAGAAAUCAUUGCACAGAAAUCCUCUGGGUUUGAGAAGGCUGUGGAACCGGAAGUAGUCGAACCAGUUCCUGAGAUUGUCAUUUCAGAAUCUAUCUCAGGAUGUGAGAUUUCUGCUGAGGAUGAGGAGCACGCCACGUCUAUAGUAGAGAUUAAAAAUGAAGAGUUGGAAUGCCCCGUUGAAUCUGCAAUCACAGAGGUGAACGGCGAGUGUGCAGAGUCUAUCGAACAGUCUGAGGAAUGUGUCAAUGGCAGCGAAAGUCCAGAGGAAAUACCCGUCCCAAAGACUGGCUUGGAACUUAAAAAGGACAUUAUCUUGGGUGAAGAAGUCGCAGAAGUUGACGAUGUAGUGUCCAACCUUGUGGAUGGUCUCAGCAGUACGGAGAUCACACAGGCUGUCUGA
Molecule: messenger RNA, 1674 nt
Organism: Knipowitschia caucasica
Lineage: Eukaryota; Metazoa; Chordata; Actinopteri; Gobiiformes; Gobiidae
Source: the annotation of a GenBank genome assembly